This is a messenger RNA of Acanthoscelides obtectus, 1593 nucleotides long. The record is from the annotation of a GenBank genome assembly. NCBI's taxonomy places the organism in Eukaryota, Metazoa, Arthropoda, Insecta, Coleoptera, Chrysomelidae.
AACGCAAUUUUAUAUUUCAUAUGUAAAGAUCAUAGACCGUUUUAUAGCCUUGAAGGUAAAGGAUUUCGCCGAUUAAUGAAAAGAAGUGGCGCCUCUUUAUACCAUUCCGCAUGUGUCCACGAUUAAAAAUGCACUGGAUAUGAAAUACGAAGCCAUAUCCGAAGUUUACAAGAAAGUUUUUUCCGGAAUUUCUCAUUUUUCGGUAACAUGCGACAUUUGGUCUGAGAUGAUGACUUGUCGAAGCUUUUUAGGAGUAACUGUACAUUAUAUGAUGGAUAAUAAACUAUGUUCAACAUCUAUCGAGGUGCAUGAAUUAAAUGAGCGCCAUACUGGCAGCUAUGUUGGUGCCCAGAUGAAGGAACUUCUAAAUAAAUGGAACAUUGCUGAAGAAAAAGUGGUAGCAUUUAUAACGGAUAGUGGCGCUAACAUGGUAAGUGCCAUGCACCAAACUUUUGGGAAAGAUCGGCAUAUUUCAUGCUUUGCUCAUUUAAUAAACCUGGUAACUGAUAUUAUUUUAAAGCCAAAGCCAAAUAAAGAUGAACAAGAACAACACAUACAUCACCACCAUAUUUCCGCGGUAAUAGAAAAAGUACGGGAAAUUGUCAAAUGGGUAAAAAAUAGCGUCAACCAGAGCGAUGAACUUAGAAAAUUGCAAAUAAAUGCUGGUGAAUCUUCAGGAAUUCCCAAAAAGUUGAUUUUAGAUGUAAAAACCCGGUGGAACUCUACGUAUCACAUGUUAAUUCGUUUUAAAGAACUAGCGGGCAUACUUAACGAUUUGCUUUUGUUUGCAUCAAAUGCCCCCAUAAUGGUGAACGCAGUAGAGAUGGUGCAAAUAAAAGAAAUCAUAUUGCUAUUAAAACGUCUGGAAUUUAUAACAAAUGAGCUAUCAGGUGAAGGUUUCGUAACCAUAUCGAAAGUUAUUCCACUGAUAAAUUGUUUAAUGAAUAAUAUCGAAACAAUAAAUUUAGAUACCGACAUAGUUCUUGAAGCCAAACAGCAAUUAGUGGCAGAACUCAAAAAAAAGAUUUGGAAAAAUAGAAUUCUAUUCAAUUAUAGCGAUGGCAACUAUUUUGGAUCCACGAUUUAAAAACGUACAUUUCAAGGAACCUAGGGCACUUGCAAAUGCAUUUGCAGCCAUUAAAGAAAUGAUGAAAAAAGAAAAUCGUCAUCAGCAUCCGGCAACAUAUACUGAACAAAUAGAAGAAAAAGUCGCAAAUGAUUUUUGGAACCAUCAUAAAACAUUACUUGAAAAUAGAAGCCGCCAACCAAAACCUUCUGAAGGUGUUAAAGAAGAACUACAAUCAUACCUUAAACAUUCGUUGGCACCCUUAUCCAGUGACCCUUUAGAAGAAUGGACAAAGAUGAAAGCUAUUUACCCUCAGUUGUAUAAAUUAGCCUUGAUGUUCGUUACAGUAGUGGCUACUUCUGUUCCGGCAGAGCGUCUCUUCACCAAGGCAAGUUUUAUAGUAAGCGAGACUAGAAAUCGGCUCUUGGGCAAAAGACUAAACAAAUUGAUAUUUCUCUCUACUAUUGGAGAAAAUGAUUGGUUUCAAUGAUUCUACACAUAUAUUUUUUUUAAUGUUAAACUACGAG